This is a messenger RNA of Moneuplotes crassus, 1834 nucleotides long. The record is from the annotation of a GenBank genome assembly. NCBI's taxonomy places the organism in Eukaryota, Ciliophora, Spirotrichea, Euplotida, Euplotidae.
UAAAAACACUCUCGAUGGAAACUAUCGCAGAAAGAUGCAAGAUCUUGUCUCCAUGCACCAUCUGGCUUACAGGCCUUAGUGGAGCAGGUAAGACAACCAUAGCAGAAGCUUUGAAGAAAAGAAUCGACGAAAUGACUGGAAGCACUAACGGCACAUUCGUCCUUGACGGAGAUGUUGUUAGACAAGGUUUAAACAAGGAUUUGGGAUUUUCAGCAGAAGAUAGAACAGAGAAUAUUAGAAGAAUCUGUGAGGUGUCUAAACUCUUCGCCCUUAGUGGAAAGAUAUGCAUUUCCUCAUUCAUUUCCCCAUAUGAGAAGGAUAGAGCAUUUGGAAAAGAAAUCCACGAAAAAGAAGGUCUUAAUUUCUUUGAGGGAUACAUAUCUGCUUCCUUAGAAGUUUGUGAGGGAAGAGAUAUUAAAGGUCUCUACAAGAAAGCUAGGGAGGGAAUCAUCCCCAACUUCACUGGAGUGAGUGAUCCUUACGAAGUUCCUGAGAACCCAGAUAUUAACAUCCCAACAGGAGACAAGACUAUUCAGGAAUGUGUCCAGCAGGUUAUCGAAUUUUUGGCCAACAAGGGUGUGCUCAGUGCUAAAUCAGCUUAUGAACUUGAUAUUGAAGAGUUGUAUGAUCUUGAUGACAAACUCGCUGAAGAGGCUGAAGAAUUAGAGUCUAUUAAAAUUGAUGAAGAAAGAAUCCAAUUCUUGCAUGUGCUCGCUGAUGGAUGGGCUGGAAAGCUCAAGAACUUUAUGAACGAGACCCAAUUAUUAGAAUCUCUUCAUUACAACACUGUGACUGCUGACGAUGGAGAGCAGUUCUUACAGAGUGUUCCUAUUACUUGCCAUCUUACAACUGAAGAGAUGGAGAAAUGCCAGGAAAAAGAAAGAAUCGCUUUAAGACAUAAAGAAUCCAACAUGGUCUUAGCUAUAAUCGAAAAGCCAACAUUCUUUGCUAACAGGAAAGAAGAAAUCAGUGCCAGAGUGUUUGGAACUCUUUCAAAGGAACACCCAAAGAUUCAGAGAAUUUUUGAAGAAGGAGACUACUUGGUUUCAGGAGAAAGGCUCAGAGUGUUAUCAAAAAUCACAUAUGAAGAUGGACUUGAUGAGUAUAGACUCAGUCCUACACAGAUUAUGAAGAUCGCACAGGAAAAAGGAGCUGACUGUAUCUAUGGGUUCCAACUUAGAAAUCCUCUCCACAGUGGACAUGUGAUGCUUCUUAACUCUACAAGAGAUAAACUUAUUGAAAGAGGAUAUGCAAACCCACUUCUCCUUCUUCACCCAUGUGGAGGAUGGACUAAAGAUGACGAUGUUCCAUUGAACAUUAGAAUGGAGCAACAUCAAGCUUUAAUCUCAGAUGGAGAACUUUCGGAAUCCCAGACAAUCCUCGCAAUCUGGCCAUCUCCAAUGUUUUAUGCUGGUCCAACAGAAGUUCUUUGGCAUGUUGCAUCUAGGCUAAAUGCUGGAGUAAAUUACUUCAUUGUUGGUAGAGACCCAGCAGGAAUAGGCCAUCCUGAGUUAGAAGGAGAAAAUCUUUAUGAUCCAUUCCACGGACAGAAAGUACUUGACCUUGGAAAGGACAAAUUCCACAGAACUGUUGAGAUCAUGCCGUUCAAAGUCGCUGCUUAUAACAAAGUCGAAAAGAAAAUGGCCUUCUUUGACCCAUCCAAAGCAGCAGACUUCGAAUUCAUUUCAGGGAGCAAGAUGAGAAAGCUUGCCAGAGAUGGAGAGACUCCUCCUGAUGGUUUCAUGAACCCUAAAGGAUGGGAAGUUCUCAGCAACUUCUACAAGAGUCUGUCUGAUUAAUCUACUUCAUUACCCAGCUUAAUUUUUGUAAAAAU